ACACACACACACACACACACACACACAGGAAAGUAGUGAUCGUGCGACAAUCUGCGAUACACUUGUGAAGAAUGGCAGCUCAGCGGCUUUUCAAUGUCAGGCGUCAGUUUGUGGAUGGUGUGACAGCCCCAGUUAUAAAGGAUCUCCUGAAUGACCUUUUAGCCGAUGGAGUCUUGAAUGAAAGAGAGCGAGACUCUGUGUUGGAGGAGAGGCGUGCCAGAGCAGACCAGGCAGAAUGUCUGAUAGACAUGGUGAGGAAGAAAGGAAACGAAGCCAGUCAAAAGCUGAUCGAUCACCUGAAGACCAGAGACUCUAAACUUCACCCUGUUCUGUUUCCAUCCGCUGACCAAGAGGCUGCUGCUGCAGAGCUCCAGUUCCCGAACCUCAAAUGAGCAGAAUCGUCUUCAUUAAAUUACAUGGAAAUAGAGAACCUGAAGAAGUAUGGAGGUCCCCCCUAAUCAAACGAUUCUAAAAGUCAAAAUACAUAACAGAUUCCUGAUAUCUGAAUUAAUCGGGAGGUCUCCUUACCUCCUAACCCAAUCCCUGGAAGAAGAGAUUAAAUUGAAAUAUAUCUGCUGGUUUGUACAUAAAAAAAAAAAAAAUUUGACUUGGCCUGUGAGACAACCUUAAUGAAAUAAGAGACACAAUGGCAACAUGUACAAUUGUAUAAGAGACACACUGACAAUAUGUAUAAUUGUGUAAUACUUUAUCAGCAUUUUGAUGAUUCUUGUGAACACUGCCUGGAAGCUAGAUACAGUGCCCAUCGGUAAUCACUGGCCCCGUGGAAAAGAUGAGCCAUGAAGCUGCAGAGAAGUUUUCAAAUUAAAUGACCUUUUUAUAAUUUGUAUUAUUAUUAUUAUUUGCACAAUUUCACCACUAUUCCUAGCCUUAUUAAUUGGGGUCCAGUGCAUGAAAGUCUAUCCCAUGGCUCAGACAAGCUCUGAAUGUCAUGUGAU
Molecule: messenger RNA, 956 nt
Organism: Myripristis murdjan (pinecone soldierfish)
Lineage: Eukaryota; Metazoa; Chordata; Actinopteri; Holocentriformes; Holocentridae
Product: caspase-1-like
Exons: 3
Coding region: 72-392 (106 amino acids)
Biological process (GO): regulation of inflammatory response; regulation of apoptotic process; proteolysis
Cellular component (GO): AIM2 inflammasome complex; NLRP3 inflammasome complex; IPAF inflammasome complex
Molecular function (GO): cysteine-type endopeptidase activity
Source: RefSeq, a predicted model, not a curated record